UUGUUUUUUUUCUGGCCCAUUAAGCACCGAGCCCCCAUCUCCAUUUCCCUCGCUUCCAUUUCCCCUCUGAUCGCCGCCCCCAAUGGCGUCGCAGCGACGCCUAACCCUAACCCUAACCCAUUAUUUCCGAUCUCUCCUCUCCUCAUCUCCUCCUCCUCCUCCUUCUCUCAUCAAAUCUCAAACCCUAACUCUUCGAUCUCUUCAUCUCUCAACCCUCAAAAACCCUCACUCCAACUCCAUCCUCCCACUUUAUCAACAUCAACCCAUCGAUCCUCCUCGAUGUCGCCAUUUCUCUUCUCGACCUUCGGGUUCAUCGGGAGACGAUGAUGAAGACGACGAAAAUGAAGAAGACGGAGAAUACGAAGAAGAAGAAGAAGAAGAUGAUGAUGAUGAAGGCGAUGAGAGCUGCAAUGGAUCGGUGAAGAAAUUUGGAGCGAGUGGGAAAUCUGAGGAGGAGAAAGCGAACGAGGCUGCUGAUAUCGGGUACAGAGUGAUUGGGCCGCUUGAUCCUUCAGAGCGGCCGUUUAAACCUUGGGAGCCUGUUUUUGCUGUUGUCCAGAUUGGUUCGCACCAGUUUAAAGUUAGUAACGGGGAUUCGAUUUUCACUGAAAGAUUGAAGUUUUGCGAUGUUAAUGACAAGUUGAUUUUGAACAAGGUUCUUAUGCUGGGAUCAAAGUCGCAAACAAUCAUUGGUAGACCGAUAUUACCUGAGGCAAUUGUGCAUGCUGUCGUUGAAGAGCAUGCUUUAGAUGCAAAGGUAAUCAUAUUCAAGAAAAAGAGACGAAAGAAUUAUCGCAGAACUAAGGGUCAUCGACAGGAAUUAACCAAACUGAGGAUCACUGACAUCCAAGGAGUCGAGAAAUCUGAGGAUGUAGCAAUUGCUGCUUAGGAUAUAUCAUCUGUGCUCAGUGAAAAGAGAUGUUUCAAUUUGGAUGUAUCAGCAAGGCUUUAAGCGCUGUGAUCCUUGAAUACUGAAGGUUAGUCAGAAAUGUACUAGAAGGAUUCGAAAGUACAUGGCGAAGUGGAAAUCACAAAUAUAAGGUCUUGAACCACCAUUUGAAGAAGCCAAACUGAGUUAUUUUUGUAUUCCGUGUGACAUUCGAAGGCAAGUUUGCCCGGCGACCAAUAAUUUUGCUCGAUUUGUAUUGAUGCUUAUUGUCAAGCUUUUCCAUAGCAAUGAAGAUGCAACCGUAUUGUUUUUCUGAACUGGCCUUUUGGGUUUAAGAUAGGACAAAACAGGUAUUGAAAGUAUCAACUUGAUAGCCAGUGGCUAAAUAUUGCUUUAGACCUGUUUGUGUGAAGAUCCUCUUAUUUGAAUGCUACACAAAUCACUGCGGGUGUUUAAAAUCA
Molecule: messenger RNA, 1350 nt
Organism: Asparagus officinalis (garden asparagus)
Lineage: Eukaryota; Viridiplantae; Streptophyta; Magnoliopsida; Asparagales; Asparagaceae
Product: 50S ribosomal protein L21, mitochondrial-like
Exons: 5
Coding region: 83-889 (268 amino acids)
Biological process (GO): translation
Cellular component (GO): ribosome
Molecular function (GO): structural constituent of ribosome; RNA binding
Source: RefSeq, a predicted model, not a curated record